AUUGACUGAUGUUUUUGUCUUUCACUCUUUUGUAGAUUAAAGAUGUUUCUAAUUUGUUUUGUUAUUUGGAUUGUUGUCUACUUGUCUUGUUGAUUUUUGAUAGUUAGAUGAUUAGUUCAAUUUGCUAACGUGUUUCUCAUUGGUAUUUGCCAUGUUUGGGGUUUGAUUUGUAGCUCAUUGUUUAUAAUAUUACCAAGGUUGAUGAUGCCCUCCUACUGUUUCGAUGAAUAGCUUACAACAUAAACUCUGUGAUAUUCUUGUUAUCUUAAUUAAAAGAUUGAAAGAUUGGUUACAUAGUUUGGUUCUUGAUCUAAAGAGUACUGAUUUUACUUGUUUUCUAUGCGUUUAUGUGGCAUUUACGUCUUAGGGAUAGUAUACAAUUUAUCAAGGUCGAUAUAGGAAGCCUACAAAAGAAUGGAAGUAACAUUGUUGCGUUGUAGUUAAGAUAUUGUUGAAGAAUGAGUUUUCUUUGAACUAGUGAAAGGUAAUUCACCUAUGAUUUGUUGUCCAAUUUGUCAUUAGAAUUGUGUGGUAUCAUGAUCAUGUUCUUUCAUGCUCGAUGGCUUUUUACUCUUUUAAAACCUUUGAUUUUAACAUGAAAUCUGGUUAGGGAUUUAGAGUUAAUGACAAAUUAACCACACAUCAACUUUUAGAACUGAGUGUUGUACAUGUUUCUUAGAGCAUUAGCUAUUACUUAGUAGAUCAAACAACGUUAUUAACAUAAUCAACCAUAUUUCGUUCAUAGCAUGUUGACUAAUUCUAUUAGAUGCAUCAUUCAUAAUCUAUUAGUAAUCACAUUUUUUUAAUUUCGUUUAAUUAGUAUAUAAAAUGUCAAUUUGCAUAAAUCUCGUUGUUCUUCUAGCUAAUGGGUUGUUUAUCACAGUGAUUUCAUAAACACUAAUUCCUAUAUCAUGUUAAACAUGUUUUCUAGAUUUCUAGCUUAUACAUCAAGUUGUCUAAUGGAUUCCGAAAAUAUUUCUUAGAUAAUCUUUAAUGUCCUCAUGUGCAUUAAAGUACAAGCUAUAUUUGCAGUCCCUUAAAUCAACCAUUUUUCCAUGUAUCUAGUAAUUUGUUGCAUAUUUGUGUUAAUCGAAAAUGCAAGGCUGUAAGCGAACAGAACAAACACAAACGGAGGCUUGUUUGUGUUCGUUCGUUUAACUUAACCGAACAAACGAACAAAUACAAAUGGUAAACGAAUGAAACUUUUUUGUUCAUGUUCGUUCAUUUAACUUAACCGAACAAACGAAAGAACACGAAUGGUAGGCAAAUGAAGUUUUUUGUGUUCUAGUUCGUUCGUUAAUAAAAUGUGUUUGUUAGUGUUCGUUCAUUAAGAUGUUAAAUGAAUGGAAUUUUUUGUGUUCGUAUUCGUUCAUUAAGAAAAUGUGUUUGUUUGUGUUCGUUCGCUAUGAUGCUAAACGAACAUAAAUGAACAAACUUAAACAAACAUAAGUGAACAUAAACAAAUAGGCACAAAUGAACUAAAAACAACCACCAUUGCUUAUCAUUUCGUUCUUCUAAGAUAACAAUAUAACAUUACAAAAUGUAAAACCGAGUAAAAAUUUAGGGGGAACAAAAAAGGAGUUCUGAAAAACUUAAUUUAAUUAUUCACUUUACAUAUUAAUGUCAUACUAUAUAAAUAUAUUUAUAUAUAAUGAACAUAAACUAACGAACAUAAACGAACAAAAAUGAAUGAAAGUUUACAAACGUAAAUUAACGAACAAGGCCAUUGUUCAUGUUCAUUCAUAAAACUAAACGAACAAAAAAGUGUGUUCAUGUUCGCUCGUUUAUUAAAUAAAUAAACAGAAACGAACUUCCUGCUGAACGGUUCACGAACAGUUUGCUAAACGUUCGGUUCGUUUACAGCCCUGAUGUUGACAUUUGAAAAAUGACCUAUAAGUGGCCCAUGGUGACUGUUGACUAGUGUGGUUUCUUUCAUUUGAAAACUUACGAUUCACCGGUAAAUCCUUGGUCCCUUAGAAAUAUUGUGUUUUGUCUAUUUUUUAGGUUAGGGACAUGGUUUAGAUUUUUCCCUAGGGCAUGAAAAACCUCAGGACCGGCCUUGGUCAGCAGCCAUUAACAAUUACGAAGGAGCUUCGAAUUUCUUUGUGGUUUCUAUUUCUAACAUCAUAACAAGCAAACCUUAACAACUUUUAGAAGAUAUAAAGAAGUAAAUCAACUCUAUUAAAACAGUUGUCAUUAUUGAAGCCUCAAGGUUUGGUUUCAUUCGUUUUUCUCGAAAUUAUUUAUUAGAUAUCAACUUCUACUGCAUAUAUCAUUGAUAUAUUUAUAUUGUUUUAAUGACUUGAUUGAGGAUCAAAGUAGCCCAACAUGUUCUUGAACCUACUAUGGCAUUAUUGUCGCAGUAGACGGCGUUUUGGAGGUCGUUGGCUAUGGUCAGGCGACCGUCGUCACUUCUAAUCUCAUCAUUUGACUCACAACAUUAAGCAAUAAUAUAUACCAAAUGGAAGAUUAGUUUUAAAUUUCUUACCUGUGUAUUGUUUUUCCUUUAAAUGGUAUAGAGUACAGAAAAUAGACUACGGGGUUCUGUGCAAUCGAGGAAAACACAUUUAGUUGAAACAUAAAUUAGGAUGCUAAGAUUCAAUGGACUGUUGCCGAUACAGUUUUGUGCAAUCAAGAAAAAAGAAUUCAUGGCCCUUAGAAAGCUUGUUACAUAACAAAUUAAUUGUUUAGUAAGUUGAUUGACGGAAAUCAUGUUUGUAUGAAAAAGGGAACAUCUAACAUGGGAUGAAGCAAAAUCAAGAGAUAUAUUUGCUGAAUUGGUGCCAUUAGUUCUAACUAUUUUAAGAGGGUAUUUAUAGGUUGCUUUUAGAGGAGACAAUAUAUCAUUAUUCUUCAUCAUGAGUUGAUGGUUCCGGUUUGCUGGACAUGUAGUGAAGUGGGUGGUUGAUUUAUCCGACUAAGUUGCAUUCUAUACGUACCCAAGGAGUUUGUGUAGAUUCCUUAAGAUCUUAUUAAAACAUGAGAACCUUGAGGACGAUUUGGAUGAGUUAUACUUGUCAAGACCUUAACCUGCACUUGUUUAAUUGUAAGCAUGGUUCUGAACAGAACAUAAAAUCAAGGAGAUGGAAGAGAACAAUUUUUUUAAAGAGAGAAUAUUACGUCGAACUCUUAGAUAUGAUAAAAAUUCAUAGACAGACAUGAUAGAAUAUCCUUGAACUCGUCAAAAUUUACAUAUGUGACUAUCUCACUAAAGAAGUAUUUACCAUUUCCAUAGAGUUUUCCAAACUAACCUGUUAACAUUACAUCUUUAACUCUUUCAUAUGAACCAUUGUUGCUGCAAGGAAUGAAGCGUCAUCCUAAUUAAUAGGCUUACUUUAACAAGAAAUCAUUAACCUAAUUUAAAUUCUUAACAAGGAUUUUUCGAGUGAUCAGUUUAUACCAGCAACAUUAUAGCAUAUAGCAUAGAGAAGAAAGUGCAAAAAGAGGAGUAAUGAAGCUUGAUGUGAAUGUUUUGCGGUACCUCUCCAAAGAUGAUUUCAGGGUUCUCACUGCCGUUGAGAUGGGAAUGCGCAAUCAUGAAAUUGUACCUGCAGAGCUCAUUGACCGCAUUGCGUCACUCAGACAUGGAGGGACUUAUAAGGUGUUGAAGAAUUUGCUCAAGCACAAGUUGUUGCAUCAUGACUCUUCAAAGUAUGAUGGGUUCCGACUCACCUAUCUUGGUUAUGAUUUUCUUGCUAUAAAGACUAUGGUGAACAGAGGUGUUUUUUCAUCAGUGGGACGCCAAAUUGGCGUGGGGAAAGAGUCUGAUAUUUUUGAGGUUGCAAAUGAAGAUGGUACGGUUAUGGCUAUGAAACUACACAGGCUAGGUAGGACCUCUUUCAGAGCUGUCAAGUCUAAGCGUGACUACUUAAAGCACCGCAGUAGCUUCAAUUGGCUGUAUCUGUCUCGCCUUGCUGCUCUCAAAGAAUUUGCUUUCAUGAAGGCUUUACAAGAACAUGGUUUUCCUGUCCCAAAUGCUGUCGAUUGCAAUCGCCAUUGUGUGAUUAUGUCGCUUGUACAAGGCUAUCCGCUUGUGCAGGUGAAGCAAUUGCAAAGUACUGAUAUUGUCUUUGAGAAGAUCAUAGGCAUUAUUGUCCGUCUGGCUGAGCAUGGCCUUAUUCACUGUGACUUCAAUGAAUUUAACAUUAUGAUAGAUGAUGAUGAGAAAAUUACAAUCAUCGAUUUUCCGCAAAUGGUCUCUGUAUCUCAUCGAAAUGCAGAAAUGUACUUUGAUCGUGAUGUUGAAUGCAUUAUCAAGUUUUUCAGCAAGAGGUUCAACCUCUCUUUUGAAGCGAAUGCUGAUGAUUCAGAUUCAGAUGCAGACUCGGAUGCUGUAAAGCCUCGCUUUUCUUCAAUAAAGAAAGCUUCUGGUUUCCUUGACAAGGAACUUUCUGCGAGUGGUUUUAGCAGGAAGGAACAAGAUGAUAUCGAAAAGUUCAAUGAAGGAGGUCUUGAGAAGAUUCCUGGUUCUGAUGAUGAGGAAAUUGAAGAAGAUGAAGGACACAACUCUUCUACAAUAAAUGCAUCAGACAUCCAAAAUUUUGAUUCUUUAUGCUCAUUGACCAAGGAUGAUGACCAACCAAUGGGUUGCGGGAUGAAUGGCGAAGUAGAAGAGGAUCAACAAAACUCUGAAGAGAAGCAUCAUGAUACAAGCGAUCCGGUGGAAGAUAAUGAAAAUGAGGAGGAAGAUGAUGAUGAUGACAAUCCUGAACUGGUGGAGCGGCUAGCAAAGCAGCGAAAACGUGCGAUUCAAGCAGCACGUGCAGGAAGGAAGAGCAAUGGUUCAAGAAAUGCUUAUAAAGAUAAGGGUGGUAGAUCUUCUCAUAAUUCCAAGAUCCAGAAGCAAAUGACCAGUAAUUGGUGAUGAAUAUAUAUAUAAUUAGAGGCCAGUAAAAGGCUAAGUUACAAACCUCGUAAGGUUAUCUUUGACAUUUUCUUCAAGUCUUGCUUCAAAUGUUAUCUUGUCUCAUUGAGAAAAGACAACAAUUGAAGAACCAUGUGUCACUUAUUCUACCAUUAAACCUCACAUCAUUGAACCA
Messenger RNA from Cynara cardunculus var. scolymus (artichoke), 5039 nucleotides. Its product is annotated as serine/threonine-protein kinase rio2. The transcript has 13 exons. Lineage: Eukaryota; Viridiplantae; Streptophyta; Magnoliopsida; Asterales; Asteraceae. Gene Ontology annotation, cellular component: preribosome, small subunit precursor; cytosol; nucleus. The record is from RefSeq and is a predicted model, not a curated record. Gene Ontology annotation, molecular function: ATP binding; protein serine/threonine kinase activity. Gene Ontology annotation, biological process: protein phosphorylation; maturation of SSU-rRNA. The coding region runs from base 3452 to 4864 and encodes 470 amino acids.